Messenger RNA from Fusarium verticillioides 7600, 2381 nucleotides. RefSeq lists its product as hypothetical. Lineage: Eukaryota; Fungi; Ascomycota; Sordariomycetes; Hypocreales; Nectriaceae. Bases 246 to 1871 code for a protein of 541 amino acids. The record is from RefSeq and is a predicted model, not a curated record. The transcript has a single exon.
CCGCCUCAGCUUCCGGCUUAUCUCUUGUCUGUCCUCAACAACGGUGCCCCAACACCUAUCGCUAUGCAUCUCAGUCUCGCGCAAGGGUUCUUCAUCAGUCGGUUUUAGUACAGUUGUUCCGUAUCAAGCACGCUCUUCCAGUCUACCGAUCUACCCUGUUGUCUUGCCUCGGCUAACAGUCUGGCUCGUCCCAUACUCUCCCAAUAAACCGUCCCCCCCUUGGCUGGCCUGAAUCGACCUCUGCCAUGUCUUCAUCCCCGUUCUUGAGUCUCCCCCCGGAGCUUCGUCAUAUGAUCUACAAAUACUACUACACUACUGCCGAGGGCUAUUUCCUCCAGCCAAUCUCCCGGAAGCUUGUCGCCGCCGACCGCAAACCAAUUGAUCUCGCCCUGAUAUACACCUGCCGCCUUAUAGCCUACGAGACCAGAAACCUGCCUCUAUUAUACAAUAACAUUACCGUCUCUACAGUCUAUGAUCCCAAAUUGCGUCCUUGGGCUGGCCGCUUCGACUAUCUUCUGUUCGCCCAGUUUCAGAAACAGGUAAGCCUUGUUCUCAUCUUGGGCAACUGGUUUCUCACUGAAGAAAUGUGGGUUCGUAUUGAACAAACGUUUCCGUGGUUUGUGCCCCAACUCAGAGAUGCCCUACACCAACAUCGACACGGAUCACAUCGAAUCGACCUGACAAGAUUUACCGAUUGGGGUUUAUCAAAUUCCUUCAACUAUUCAGCAGCGCCUUUUGUGCGGAAGUCCUACGGAUUAUCCGCGCUUUGUGAGGCCCUCGAAUUCACCCUACGUGCCCUUGCCCAGGGACGAACGGAGAAAUUCGAUACGAUUGUCGAGUAUGAGCUUUUAGAUUGGGAAUAUUACGGUAGCGAUCGUCUCCUUAACUUCCUCGACAAGUGCUUCAAGCCCUGGGACGUACCGCACACCGAUGUCCUUGCAGAAAUGGGACGCAAGUUUGGAGAUGAUCACCUCUGGCCUACUCUCGGAGCCUGGGAGCCCAACAGGUUCCACACACGAGAGCAUCGUACGAAGUUUCGCAUCUCUGCAGCCUCUGCAGCCAUAGGCUGGCUUAACAAGCUUCCCGCCAACAAACGAAUAUGCAUUCGUGAUAUGGUGAUCGUUGAAGACUACCCAUCUGUAGGCCGUCAAGAAUGCCACGCUGCAGGCCUUGUCCCUUUCUGCAGGGAGAAUCCGCAAUUACGGAUUAACCACCGUGUCAGUAUGCUGAGUGUUAUUUUUUCUCGGGCACUACUCAUUCGUGCCGGCUCUUUCGGAAGUCUGGCAAACUACGCGGAGCAUGAAAUUGGAGCAGAAGCCUUUGACCAGGCAAACCAGGUAUCAUUUUAUGAGAUAGCAGAAUGGCUAGCAGAGAUUGUUUCUCUCCCUAAGGCCGGAAUGCCCAAUGAGUCCUAUACCUUUACUCUGGAUGGUGAACCUAUGGCCUUCAUAUGCUCCCGUAUCUUCCAACAGAUUGUGCUUAGGAAAGAGGCCAUGCGACUUACCAUAGAGCGAAGACUCCCGUCGUUGGAUCCAGAAGAGCGCGACUAUAUGGGCUCCUAUUUGCACCGAGGGCAUGGAAACGCAUUUGCGCAGCUCAUUGACAACAGCUCCUUCGUCAAAACCAACUUCGACCCUGGUCAGCUUUGGAACGCGGAGAAAAUGCUGGCUGAGUUUCGACGCAUUGGACCCUGGGAUUUCUUUAGAAACUAUAAAGGUCUUCGAAUGCUAUACGAACUUCCCCGCCCUCCAUCGGUUCAUAUUAUACCGAGGCUGGGAGCAGUGGCAAUGGAGAAUUAUGAAGUCCGGCCUUGCGCUCGGCGUCGAUUCGCUCAAGAAUGCCAUCACCGCCGCCUUCGCGACAGCAGAUAGCAUUAGCUUGCAUUCCGGGUAGAGCAAUCGGGUGCGGAGUCAGCGUGCGGACCUGGGCUACUCACCGCUAGCCAUACCGUGAAACACCGCAUGUAAAUGACUGUCGGAUUUCUAAUGCAGUCGAGGAAGGUAGGCUAGAUGCAUCGGACGUCAUUUCGAUGUGCUCGGCAACAAGGUGGGCAAUUUAGAAAACAGUAUGUACUUUAGUACUUCCAAUAGAUAUUGCUAGUAAGGUGUAAUCCGAUGCUUUUUAUCCAGUCAACCCCAGUACCAGAUAUGAGUGGACUUUGAGAUUGAAGCCUAAGCGAGGAUCCAAUCCGCCGGCGGGUUACCCGGGAGUACUCAAGGCGCCGGAUACAGAACUUACAAGGUACUGGAGAUGGGACCCAAAACUCAUCAUCGUCCUCCACAGAUAGUGUAAUACGAGUUCCGUUAUCAUCCAUCGACAUAAAAGCUUAAAAGGCUUUAUGGAAAAUGAGAAUAGCAUAACUAGCGACAAGGAUGACAGAA